Messenger RNA from Onychomys torridus (southern grasshopper mouse), 1344 nucleotides. It is a transcript of the gene Enosf1, whose product is annotated as enolase superfamily member 1. Lineage: Eukaryota; Metazoa; Chordata; Mammalia; Rodentia; Cricetidae. The transcript is spliced from 16 exons. The coding region runs from base 1 to 1344 and encodes 447 amino acids. Gene Ontology annotation, molecular function: L-fuconate dehydratase activity; magnesium ion binding. Gene Ontology annotation, biological process: amino acid catabolic process; carbohydrate catabolic process. The record is from RefSeq and is a predicted model, not a curated record.
AUGGCUCGCAGCAGGAUCUCCCAGCUCUCGGUGCAGGACGUGCGCUUUCCUACGUCCCUAAGUGGCCACGGCUCGGACGCCAUGCACACAGACCCUGACUACUCGGCUGCCUAUGUUGUCAUAGAGACUGAUGCAGAAGAUGGACUCAAGGGCUAUGGCAUUACUUUCACUCUGGGUAAGGGCACUGAAGUUGUUGUCUGUGCUGUGAAUGCUCUUGCCCACCACAUGCUUCACAAGGAUCUCAGGGACAUUGUUGGUGACUUCAGAGGCUUCUACAGACAGCUCACAAGUGAUGGGCAGCUCAGAUGGAUUGGUCCAGAGAAAGGUGUAGUGCAUCUGGCCACAACAGCCAUUCUGAAUGCUGUGUGGGACCUGUGGGCAAAGCAAGAAGGGAAGCCUUUAUGGAAGCUGCUUGUGGACAUGGACCCACAGAUGCUGUUGUCCUGCAUUGAUUUCAGGUACAUCACUGACGUCUUGACAGAAGAGGAUGCCUAUGAAAUACUGAAGAAAGGUCAGCUUGGUAAAAAAGAAAGAGAAGAGCAAAUGCCGAGACACGGCUACCCGGCCUACACCACAUCAUGUGCCUGGUUGGGGUAUUCAGACAGUACAUUGAAGCAGCUCUGUGCAGCGGCACUGAAGGACGGCUGGACCAGGUUUAAAGUAAAAGUUGGAGCUGAUCUCCAGGAUGACAUACAAAGAUGCCGCCUCAUCAGGGACAUGAUUGGACCAGAGAAGACUUUGAUGAUGGAUGCCAACCAGUGUUGGGAUGUGCCUGGGGCAGUGGAGUGGAUGUCAAAACUGGCUGAGUUCAAGCCAUUGUGGAUUGAGGAGCCCACAUCCCCUGAUGACAUCCUGGGCCAUGCAGCUAUUUCCAAGGCAUUGGCCCCAUUAGGAAUUGGCGUUGCCACAAGAGAACAGUGCCAGAAUCGAGUGAUAUUUAAGCAGCUCUUACAAGCGAGUGCCCUACAGUUUCUCCAGAUCGACAGCUGCAGACUGGGGAGUGUCAAUGAAAACCUCUCAGUGUUACUGAUGGCCAAAAAGUUUGGAAUCCCUGUUUGCCCCCAUGCCAGUGGAGUUGGACUUUGUGAACUGGUACAGCACUUGAUUAUAUUUGACUAUAUAUCAGUCUCUGCCAGCCUUCAAAACAGGAUAUGCGAAUAUGUGGACCAUCUGCAUGAACAUUUCAAGUAUCCUGUGGUAAUCAAGCAUGCUUCCUAUCUGCCUCCCAAGGAUGUAGGCUACUCAACAGAAAUGAAAGAGGAAUCUGUAAAGAAACACCAAUACCCAGAUGGAGAAGUCUGGAAGAAACUUCUCAUUGCUCAAGAUUCAUGUAGUCAGCCUUAA